Molecule: messenger RNA, 17400 nt
Organism: Porites lobata
Lineage: Eukaryota; Metazoa; Cnidaria; Anthozoa; Scleractinia; Poritidae
Source: the annotation of a GenBank genome assembly
ACAACGUGGUCGCCCUGGACGUCGCCUUCUGCACAAACAUCGUGUAGCUUUGACUAUGGAUUGUGUUAUGGAUGGCGUCAGUCUCGCUCAGACGUAUUUGACUGGACACUGCGAAACGGAAGUACUCCAUCUUUUAAUACGGGGCCUUCAUCAGAUCACACGACUGGAAACGGUACAUACACUAACACUGUAAAUGAUUUCACAAUAUCUGCAUGUUAUCAGUCAACUGUCAAAGCUACCACGCCAUUAAGACCCUCGUAAAUGAGACCUUACUAUGCUGGUGUAUUGGUAAAUCUGGGCAGAAAGUUACUCCAAGAUCUAAGCCAAUGUCGUUAUGAACAUCACUAUAAUUAUUUGUCAAUCGUAUUAAUUUGUUUUGCUCUUUAUGCAGUAUAUUCCAGGCAUUAAAGAACUAUUACAAAUAACUGUCUUGAAACUGACAGCAUUUUCAUACCCAGUUUGCUUAUUUAUGUAUACGGCAAUAACACUGAGAAUUACAUUAUUUAAAUGACGUUUAUGAACCGAGUCAUUGAAAAACCUCGUUCUGUCAGGACAAUUUUUUUAAAAAUAUGUUGUGGAAGAGGAGGUGGUACAAAAGGGGAGGGGCUGGUGGUGGUAGCGAAAUAAGAAGGCGGUUAGCUAUUCUUGUUUUGUCUGAGGAGAGAAAGACUGAUUGUCUGGCAUGAAGGCCUACAGAUGUAAGUGACAAUAAUUUUAUUGACUUUGUACCUUACUUUGAUUGGUGUGUAUGGGAGAAGCUUAAAAGAGACUGAGUACGUUUUUUUUUUUUUUUUUUUUUUUUUUUUUUCGAAAAGUGUGUUUUGUGUUAAGAGAGGGAAUUGCUUAAUAGAUAAUUUACAUUCUCAUAUUUUCAUCAUUACCAAUAUCAAUAACAUCAUAAUGCUCUUGCAGGUUACUACAUGUAUAUAGACACGUCGUUACCUAGGCAACAAGGUGACAACGCAAAACUUCAAGUGACUGUUCCUGGAAAUGGCGCAGCAGCUUGUCUCGUUUUUUAUUAUCACAUGUAUGGUGUUACGAUAGGGACUCUUAAUGUUUACAGCGGGAAUGAGCUGGUUUUCAAUGUAUCUGGGAAUCAGAGUAACCACUGGAUACGAGGAAAUGAAACAAUUUAUUUGCGACACAGUGUAAGUUUAAUGAGUUCGAUUCUCAAGAAAACGCGAUCGUUGGUAUUGAUUAAAUUUCAGAAAUCCCUGAAAAGCUCGAGAGAUCAUUUGAAAAUCCUAAGCACGUAAAAGGAUAUCUAUCAAAUGAUCUUGCCAAACCGUCCCACGAUACUUUUAAAGAUCCUUUUUGCUUUAUUCGCUCAAAACAUAGGCUAUUUGCAUGCAUGAUAACGUCAUUUCACUACUAUGACCGGCAUCCUUCAGGGUUUUGCUUUCUUGUGCAAAUUAGCGGUUUUGUUAUUGAAACCUCUCUGGGAUUACAAAAUUAAAAUAUUAAGGAAAAACGUAAAGGAUUCUGGUCGUAGAGGUAAAACGACGUAAUCGUGCAAAUGGCCUAUUGAAAUUAUGAGAAAGAUUAUAAUCGUUCAGUCACUGACACGGGUGGCUUUGAGGAAAAAGUCCCAGUACUUCCCGGCAUUAAAAGUCAACCGCGACCCUAUGACCCUUUGUUACUGGUCCAGGUGCUGUACCACUUAGCUACAGGAGGCCAAGGCCACUAAACUAGGUUCAUGUGACAAACGUCCUGCAUACUACUAGGGCUAACUUAAAUCUACUUUAAUUAUAGAUAACCUUCGAAGGUAUUGCGGGGUCUUCAAGUACAGGAGAUAUAGCUAUCGAUGAUGUGGCAAUCACCAGUGGAAGCUGUAAUAGUCCGACCGUGCUGCCGACAAACGAAAGCAGUGAAAGUAAAUAGUUCUCUUGUUCAUUAGACGUUAAAAUACUCGGUACAUAUUUCGUUUAAAGCUAAGGUGAAGAACAAAAGCACAACAUUAUCUUCAACACGAGAGGCAGCUCUAUGGCUGAGUGGCUAUUGCUUUUUAGUGUAAUCUGGCAGUCCCGGGUUCUAAUCUCGCUCCGACUGCUAACUGGAUUUAUUUUUAGGCCAUACCGAAUUCAAAUCCCCGGCCUCGAUUCCAAUUGCCAAUUGUUGUCGCUGUUGCUGUUGCUGUCUUUGUUUUGAUCCUCAUAUUUGCUUUUCAGAUAAUUUCUAUUAGUUUAAUUAUUUUAACGGGGUGCUUGUUAGCUAGCUGGAAAGCUAAGUGCAUUCUCACCAUGAAUAAACCCCAAGAGAGAAUGAGCUUGAUAAAUCUUAUUACUGUUUCAAAGUUAUUGAAAUUCGGCAAUUAUGGGACGAAUUUCUCCAGUCCAGAUUUUUGCGUGCCAUUCGCCCAAACUGUGGACCAACCGGUUUGUUGAUGUAAAUGGUAAAAACCCUAUGUAUAGCCAACAAGUUCAUUCCUUCCGUUUGGGGUUCUAAAUUAGCACAACUUUACUUGUGGUUAAUUCGUUUUCCUUUUCAGUUUCUGCUUCCCUAACUAUGCAGCCUACAAAAAUAUACGUGGUUGCGCUAAGCAAUAUUGGAGAAAAAAAUUAGCACUAUUUCAAGAAAUUUUAGCAAAAAUUAUUUUUGUUGUGUUUAAUUUUUUUACUCGCUCCUUUUGAUUUCGCGAUUUUGCUUGAUGCAUGGUCUUAUGCAUCGAAAGACUGUGGCCAUGAAAAGGGUUGUUUAGUUUGAAUGUGGCGUCUGAAUUUAGUGAUUUAUCAGUCUGUAGGAGCCCGUUGAGUGAUUGAUAUGCAAAAUAAAUUGUAAGGUUCAUCCAGACCUGCUGAUAAUUCAUUAAGAAUGUGGAUAUUUAAGGGGAGACUUUGCAUCAAUAAAACCGACUCCAAACAUAAUGGUCAAUUCUGUUGUUAUUCGAGACUAUGUUCAGGCAUUGAAUGUUUCUUCCGGUUUGUUGUUACGGAUGGCAAGUAAAGACAUAAUCAUAAGAAAAAAAAUGCUACGCCUGCAAAAAUCACCAAAAGGUUAUUACAGUUAGUGCGUCCCAAGGGCGGAGCUCUCUCUCGCGCGCGCAGCGGAGCACCAUGGGUAACAAAAUUUGGUAAUCUAUGCAUCCAAGAAAUUUCGGUUCUGAGAAAAUCGUCCGUAUGGGGUACGUCCGUACUCAGGUUCACCCCUUCAUGUAAGCCGGGAUGAAACUUUGCAUUUCAAGCAGCCACUCGUUUCGGCGGUAAAUCGCAUAGCUUCACGGUCUUUUAGAGAUAAAAACAACAACAAUAAUAAUAAUAAUAACUUUAUUUGUAUAGCGGUAUAUACAAAAGCUCUAUAUUGCUUUACAUCAAAAAAAAAAAGAAAAUAACUAACAAUAGCACUAAAACAAAAAGUCAAUUGAAAGCGAGUCUAAAAAGAUAAGUUUUCAAUCUAGAUUUAAAAACAUCAACUGAUUCACUUAAUUUAAUGUUUAAGGGAAUAUCAUUCCAGUGCUUUGGGGCAGCGACCGAAAAGACCCUGUCCCCAUAGCUCUUCAGGCGCACAUUCGGUACUUCUAAUAAAUGAAACAACAAAAGCCGGUUCUUUCUUUCGACUUAAGGUGACUCGACCCAGUUUCUUGGGGGGUACCAUCCUCCUUUGAAGCUUUCUGGUAUCCCCACCUUUACUUUUAUCGUAAGUAUAAGUACAAUUUAGGGCCUUGUAAAUGCGCGCGAUUUCGAGCAAAGCAAACAUAUAGAAAUUAUAGUUUUCGCUAUUUGUUGACGUUUGUCAGCGUUUAAGAGUCAAUCUCACGAAAAAAGCAUUUUCUUAAAAAACGGGUUGGGAAAUUUUGCUGUGAUUUUGUUUGUAUAUUCGCUACCGCCUGAAUUUAAAGUCGGGAAACGUUAAAAGAAUAUACAACUUGUCUAUACCAACAGCACCACCAACUUCUGUUCCAUGGACAACGUGGUCGCCCUGGACGUCGCCUUCUGCACAAACAUCGUGUAGCUUUGACUAUGGAUUGUGUUAUGGAUGGCGUCAGUCUCGCUCAGACGUAUUUGACUGGACACUGCGAAACGGAAGUACUCCAUCUUUUAAUACGGGGCCUUCAUCAGAUCACACGACUGGAAACGGUACAUACACUAACACUGUAAAUGAUUUCACAAUAUCUGCAUGUUAUCAGUCAACUGUCAAAGCUACCACGCCAUUAAGACCCUCGUAAAUGAGACCUUACUAUGCUGGUGUAUUGGUAAAUCUGGGCAGAAAGUUACUCCAAGAUCUAAGCCAAUGUCGUUAUGAACAUCACUAUAAUUAUUUGUCAAUCGUAUUAAUUUGUUUUGCUCUUUAUGCAGUAUAUUCCAGGCAUUAAAGAACUAUUACAAAUAACUGUCUUGAAACUGACAGCAUUUUCAUACCCAGUUUGCUUAUUUAUGUAUACGGCAAUAACACUGAGAAUUACAUUAUUUAAAUGACGUUUAUGAACCGAGUCAUUGAAAAACCUCGUUCUGUCAGGACAAUUUUUUUUAAAAAUAUGUUGUGGGAGAGGAGAAGGUGGUACAAAAGGGAGGGGCUGGUGGUGGUAGCGAAAUAAGAAGGCGGUUAGCUAUUCUUGUUUUGUCUGAGGAGAGAAAGACUGAUUGUCUGGCAUGAAGGCCUACAGAUGUAAGUGACAAUAAUUUUAUUGACUUUGUACCUUACUUUGAUUGGUGUGUAUGGGAGAAGCUUAAAAGAGACUGAGUACGUUUUUUUUUUUUUUUUUUUUUCGAAAAGUGUGUUUUGUGUUAAGAGAGGGAAUUGCUUAAUAGAUAAUUUACAUUCUCAUAUUUUCAUCAUUACCAAUAUCAAUAACAUCAUAAUGCUCUUGCAGGUUACUACAUGUAUAUAGACACGUCGUUACCUAGGCAACAAGGUGACAACGCAAAACUUCAAGUGACUGUUCCUGGAAAUGGCGCAGCAGCUUGUCUCGUUUUUUAUUAUCACAUGUAUGGUGUUACGAUAGGGACUCUUAAUGUUUACAGCGGGAAUGAGCUGGUUUUCAAUGUAUCUGGGAAUCAGAGUAACCACUGGAUACGAGGAAAUGAAACAAUUUAUUUGCGACACAGUGUAAGUUUAAUGAGUUCGAUUCUCAAGAAAACGCGAUCGUUGGUAUUGAUUAAAUUUCAGAAAUCCCUGAAAAGCUCGAGAGAUCAUUUGAAAAUCCUAAGCACGUAAAAGGAUAUCUAUCAAAUGAUCUUGCCAAACCGUCCCACGAUACUUUUAAAGAUCCUUUUUGCUUUAUUCGCUCAAAACAUAGGCUAUUUGCAUGCAUGAUAACGUCAUUUCACUACUAUGACCGGCAUCCUUCAGGGUUUUGCUUUCUUGUGCAAAUUAGCGGUUUUGUUAUUGAAACCUCUCUGGGAUUACAAAAUUAAAAUAUUAAGGAAAAACGUAAAGGAUUCUGGUCGUAGAGGUAAAACGACGUAAUCGUGCAAAUGGCCUAUUGAAAUUAUGAGAAAGAUUAUAAUCGUUCAGUCACUGACACGGGUGGCUUUGAGGAAAAAGUCCCAGUACUUCCCGGCAUUAAAAGUCAACCGCGACCCUAUGACCCUUUGUUACUGGUCCAGGUGCUGUACCACUUAGCUACAGGAGGCCAAGGCCACUAAACUAGGUUCAUGUGACAAACGUCCUGCAUACUACUAGGGCUAACUUAAAUCUACUUUAAUUAUAGAUAACCUUCGAAGGUAUUGCGGGGUCUUCAAGUACAGGAGAUAUAGCUAUCGAUGAUGUGGCAAUCACCAGUGGAAGCUGUAAUAGUCCGACCGUGCUGCCGACAAACGAAAGCAGUGAAAGUAAAUAGUUCUCUUGUUCAUUAGACGUUAAAAUACUCGGUACAUAUUUCGUUUAAAGCUAAGGUGAAGAACAAAAGCACAACAUUAUCUUCAACACGAGAGGCAGCUCUAUGGCUGAGUGGCUAUUGCUUUUUUAGUGUAAUCUGGCAGUCCCGGGUUCUAAUCUCGCUCCGACUGCUAACUGGAUUUAUUUUUAGGCCAUACCGAAUUCAAAUCCCCGGCCUCGAUUCCAAUUGCCAAUUGUUGUCGCUGUUGCUGUUGCUGUCUUUGUUUUGAUCCUCAUAUUUGCUUUUCAGAUAAUUUCUAUUAGUUUAAUUAUUUUAACGGGGUGCUUGUUAGCUAGCUGGAAAGCUAAGUGCAUUCUCACCAUGAAUAAACCCCAAGAGAGAAUGAGCUUGAUAAAUCUUAUUACUGUUUCAAAGUUAUUGAAAUUCGGCAAUUAUGGGACGAAUUUCUCCAGUCCAGAUUUUUGCGUGCCAUUCGCCCAAACUGUGGACCAACCGGUUUGUUGAUGUAAAUGGUAAAAAACCCUAUGUAUAGCCAACAAGUUCAUUCCUUCCGUUUGGGGUUCUAAAUUAGCACAACUUUACUUGUGGUUAAUUCGUUUUCCUUUUCAGUUUCUGCUUCCCUAACUAUGCAGCCUACAAAAAAUAUACGUGGUUGCGCUAAGCAAUAUUGGAGAAAAAAAUUAGCACUAUUUCAAGAAAUUUUAGCAAAAAUUAUUUUUGUUGUGUUUAAUUUUUACUCGCUCCUUUUGAUUUCGCGAUUUUGCUUGAUGCAUGGUCUUAUGCAUCGAAAGACUGUGGCCAUGAAAAGGGUUGUUUAGUUUGAAUGUGGCGUCUGAAUUUAGUGAUUUAUCAGUCUGUAGGAGCCCGUUGAGUGAUUGAUAUGCAAAAUAAAUUGUAAGGUUCAUCCAGACCUGCUGAUAAUUCAUUAAGAAUGUGGAUAUUUAAGGGGAGACUUUGCAUCAAUAAAACCGACUCCAAACAUAAUGGUCAAUUCUGUUGUUAUUCGAGACUAUGUUCAGGCAUUGAAUGUUUCUUCCGGUUUGUUGUUACGGAUGGCAAGUAAAGACAUAAUCAUAAGAAAAAAUGCUACGCCUGCAAAAAUCACCAAAAGGUUAUUACAGUUAGUGCGUCCCAAGGGCGGAGCUCUCUCUCGCGCGCGCAGCGGAGCACCAUGGGUAACAAAAUUUGGUAAUCUAUGCAUCCAAGAAAUUUCGGUUCUGAGAAAAUCGUCCGUAUGGGGUACGUCCGUACUCAGGUUCACCCCUUCAUGUAAGCCGGGAUGAAACUUUGCAUUUCAAGCAGCCACUCGUUUCGGCGGUAAAUCGCAUAGCUUCACGGUCUUUUAGAGAUAAAAACAACAACAAUAAUAAUAAUAAUAACUUUAUUUGUAUAGCGGUAUAUACAAAAGCUCUAUAUUGCUUUACAUUCAAAAAAGAAAAUAACUAACAAUAGCACUAAAAUAAAAAGUCAAUUGAAAGCGAGUCUAAAAAGAUAAGUUUUCAAUCUAGAUUUAAAAACAUCAACUGAUUCACUUAAUUUAAUGUUUAAGGGAAUAUCAUUCCAGUGCUUUGGGGCAGCGACCGAAAAGACCCUGUCCCCAUAGCUCUUCAGGCGCACAUUCGGUACUUCUAAUAAAUGAAACAACAAAAGCCGGUUCUUUCUUUCGACUUAAGGUGACUCGACCCAGUUUCUUGGGGGGUACCAUCCUCCUUUGAAGCUUUCUGGUAUUCCCACCUUUACUUUUAUCGUAAGUAUAAGUACAAUUUAGGGCCUUGUAAAUGCGCGCGAUUUCGAGCAAAGCAAACAUAUAGAAAUUAUAGUUUUCGCUAUUUGUUGACGUUUGUCAGCGUUUAAGAGUCAAUCUCACGAAAAAAGCAUUUUCUUAAAAAUUCGUAGUUUUUUUUCCUUCAAUUUUUUUCAGGGCCACAAUUGAUUAACUAACUAACUCUGAAUUUCAUGGUCAUUGAAAAACUGUGACAUUAUCUACUUGGCUGACUUCCGAAUAUGAUAAUUUUGCUACAGUGAGACAGGCCAUCGCGUGACACAUAGAGGUUUAACUCACAAUUUUUAAGCAAUUCUUGUGCUUUUUGUGCCUUUGCAAAAAAAUCAAGAAGUGCUGCACACUAAAUCUACUUACUAUUAAAAAAAUAUCAUUUUUUCAUAGGUUUAAUGCAAGCCAAUAAUUAAACCAACUCGUGACGGGAAUCCCUUCUAUUUUCUUAUACUAAAUUAUCAUAUCUCGGUGAGCAUUCGGAAGUCAGCAAAGCGUGGUCAUUGCACGCGUGCUGAACAAGAAUGCUGUAUAAUGACAGACUAGAAACAAUAGACAACUCCCAAAGCACCAACUCAGCGAAAACGCUAAAAAUCUUCAAUGUUUACUCAAGUUUGCGCUUAUAGAAGGUAAUGUCAUAGUUUUUCAAUGACCAUGAAAUUCAGAGUCCGGGUAGUUAGUUAAUCAAUUGUGGCCCUGAAAAAAAUUUGAAGGAAAAAAAAACUACGAAUUUUUAAGAAAAUGCUUUUUUCGUGAGAUUGACUCUUAAACGCCGACAAACGUCAACAAAUAGCGAAAACUAUAAUUUCUAUAUGUUUGCUUUGCUCGAAAUCGCGCGCAUUUACAAGGCCCUAAAGCGUUUUGCUGACUUCCAAGGACCCAUCUGUUAUAAGGAUGCCCAAAAUACAGAGAUGAAUCUCAUAGUUUAUUAGGUAUAAUCCGUGUAAAGUUUGCUUAUCAUUUUCACAUAAAUUAUGACCUAAAUUUGGAAACCGCUGAAUUUCUCGAAUUGGGUCUUUGCGAUUUUGGUGAAACUCUGUUCAGCGCAAGGCACUAAUGCGCACUAUGUGUAGCCGAGAGAUUUUCACGAAAAAGUGCUGGCAACAGCAGAUUUUCGACUCAGACCUUAAAGGGGCAUGGCAUUAUAACCACGUGACAUUUACUCCGAUUGCCAAAAAUAUUAUGUUAUCUUGUAGAUUGAUCUAUAUGUUAUCCAUUCUAUGUGUUAUACUUACGAUAAAAGUAAAGGUGGGGAUACCAGAGAGCUUCAAAGUAGGAUGGUACCCCCUAAAAAAAACUGGGUCGAGUCACCUUAAUUUCAAUGUCUACAUUGACGUGUCUAACAGAGAAAGAGCUAGGGCGAGAGAUUAAAAGCAAAGGAGACCAAUUUCGUUGGAAGAAAAACACAAAAAAUUUAUAGCGGUGGUGACAAAAAGAGAAAAUGCUAGUUAGCACCGGGGUGAAAAUGAGCGGCAGCGAAAAAAAACAAGUGAACGGAACACAUACAACAUUCUCCCUAUCAAAAGGGUAACUAGGACGUUUCUGGAAAUUUCACUUUGUAGUUGUGCAAAACAACGGUAAAGACAAAUGCAAAAAAAGUAAAAAAAAAUUUGUUUUUGGCUAGUUAAAAAAAUAAGUGUGCUGCAAGUGCAAAGCUUUUUUUUUUUGGUUUUUUUUUUUGCUAAUUAGGAGCGCUUACCAUUUGUAUGGAAAAGCAGGAAUUUCCGGGGAAAAUUCAAAUGCAACAGUUCAUUCCGGUGGAAAUUUUCCGGACAAAAAGUAAUACCUUUCGAGGUAUUCCCUUUUUUCCCAUUUUUACCGAAACAACCGAAAUUUUCUGUACUAUUUGUUUGGAUUACCAGUGCCAGGCUUCAAGUCGAGAGAAAGCGAAAAAGUUAUUUAUUUUUUGUGAAUGGUACAACUCAAUCCCGUUCCUGUUUUUGGUACCAAAAAAAAUACCAGUACCAUUUUACGGAAGCUUUUUACCAAAAUUUCCGCACAAAUGGUAAGCGCUCCUAGACCAACUGAUUUUUUUGGCGGUUUUCGUUGCCUUCGCCUCUUGGCCUUACACUAUUUUAUAUUUUGUUCAGUAAACUGUAGAUAUUAACGAGAGUUUCACUUUCAGCCCUGGCUAAAUCUAAUUAUAUACUGAAUAACUAUACAGGGGCAUUUUGUAAUUGGGCAUCGAGGAAAAUCUUAAUCAACCCUUACUGUUAUUAAGGAUUGAUUUGGUUCUUUUUCUUUCAUACAGGUUGUUUUGAUCUAUCCCCUAGCUUCUGUUCAUCAUUCGCUCAUGGAAAUUUCUGUGUGAAUAGUUUUAACUUCUCUAAAAAAUAUUGCACAAAAACAUGUGGUUUUUGUGGAGGUAUGUAUUAGGGACGCGAAUAUCUUGCCAAAAGCUGACAUUAUAUCUUUAAUUGCUUUUUUUUUUCUUUUUACUCUGUAAACAGAUUCUUUACUGUUCAUUUGUAUUUAAUUGUAUGUAUUUACCUUUUCUCUUUGUUUUACAGCGGGCUGCUUUGAUAGUCAGGUUGUGUGUCCAGAUCUCCCAAAUGGCUUUUGUUCUGCUCAUUUCUAUUGGUCCUGGCAGAAUUGCCGACGGUCGUGUGGUUUCUGUUCAGGUAAACAUUCUACACCGAAGUUUUUGUCAGGUUAGUCAAUUUAUGAUGGCUCCGAAGUUUAGGAUAACAAUAUUAAAACUACUGAUAAUAAUAAUAAUGAUCAUCAUCAUAAUAAUAAUAGUAAUAAUAAUAAUGAUAAUAAUAAUAAUAAUAAUAAUAAUAAUAAUAAUAAUAAUAAUAAUAAUAAUACAGGAACCGCCACGACAAGGUGGCCCAGCAAGUUCACUGGGAGCUACAGGUGUAUAUUCAGAAAGUAUGGGUUACAGUGUAACGGUAAGUGGUAUGACCAUAAACCUCAACCAGUUCCAGAGGAUAGAGAAGUGAGGAUAACUUAAGAUAUGACUAUUUAGUAAAAUUCAACUAGUGGUCUAUCAUUAAUGCUGCGUUCUGAUUGGUUGAGCUAUAAUAGGCUAUAUGUUAUAGCUGACUAGUAGCGAAAAGCGCCGGCUUUUUGGCGGCAAAAAAGUGUAACCUCAACUAGCUAAAGUUAUUUUGUCUCGAUAUUUUUGACCAAGUAGUUGGAUAUUACUAAAACAGUUAUUCCUCUCGCCCUCGUGGCCUCUGAGUCAAUAGCCCAUGAGGCCCAUUCAGGCUCGAGGAAUAAUUGUUAAAUACAACGGAUAAUCGGCUGAAGCGCAAUCGUCCAGAUAUCACUGUAGUACACAAAGACACACAGGAGUGGACAAUUAUCGACAUUGCUGUGCCAGCGGACCAAGAUAUCCUUCUUACUACUUGGGACGAAAAGGUGGAAAGGUAUCAAGACCUCGAUCUCGAAAUUAAAAGAAUCCACAGAGCCAAGAGAGUGACAGUAAUACCCAUCCUAAUUGAUGCACUUGGAACUAUCUCGGGAAAUGCAAAGGCCUGGUAUGGAAGGUUGAGUUUACCAUAUAUCUUUGGAAGCGCACAGUUGUCGAACAUCCUUGGUACUGCCCAUAUCUUGCGGAAAGUGUUAUGUCUCUAAGCUGCAGGAUUGCUGAAUUCCCACAGAAGCAACUGGAGAGGAUCACACCAUAAUAAUAAUAAUAAUAAUAAGAAGAAGAAGAAGAAGAAGAAGAAGAAGAAGAAGAAGAAUGAAAUGAACUUGUCGAAAUUAAGAGUGUGUUUUAAUCGAUAUGAAUUAAGUAUAUGUAAAAAGUAAUUUCACUGGAUAGUCUGGUUGGGUGAUUCCUUAGUAUGCGUAAAAAAAAAAAAAAAAACUAAUAUAGAUUGUAGUUGAAACUUGGUACACUAAUGUAACAAGUCCAGAAGCUGAUAAAAAAAAAGCAAUAAAAAGUGAGGGUCAUCAUGCUCGUUUUCACGUCACAAUGCUGACGAAUACGGCUAUUGAGGACCCUUUGGAGAAAACCGCGCGCAGCCCAAUCCUAGACAAAAAGGAGAGAUUUUUUCUAUGAUGCAUGAUGUAUCGCACAGAAUUUUACUUAAAUGUAUUGUUUAUUGUUAUUGUUUAAUGCCGUUGUUUUUACCUUACGCUUGAAAGUGGACUUAAAUUGAACACGCGCUAGUCAACCCUUUACAGCUCAAUCCAUACGAUUCUGUAGAAUUGCCCAAAAAAAACUGAACAAAAGGUUUUAGUCAAUUUUCCCCCACUGAAAGGAAGCACUCUUCUCAUUAAAAUCAUGAAAUAAAAAAUGGGGGUCACCGUACUUGUUUUUGUGGUAGAGCUGCAGAAAGUGCGCACCAGGACUGGGGCGAGUUUCAAAAUGGGAUGUAUGCGGAAGGGAGAAGAAAGCAUUAAGAAAAUCUGUUUUUACAGAAUUUAUAGCGGAGCUCCUCGCGCGCGCGAAGCGCGAGCAGAGCGGAGCACCAUGGGUAAGAAAAUUUGGUAAACUAUCCAUCUGAGGAAAUUUGGUUAUGACGUAGCGUAUCUAUCAUGUUGAAGCGUAAAUGGUAACUCUCAAUCGCACUGCAAAUUUGGUGCCUGUCAAAAGUGAGCCCCGUCCGGCUGGCCGAAAAGUGAUUUUGGGAAUUUGUUUAUCGUUUUCAUUAAAAGUCCAUAUUACCCUGCAUAUCACAUAGGACCAGAUUUUUCUAACUGAAAGUCCUAGCAUUAUAGAAUUCUCUUCAUGAAAACGUUUUAUAAUUCAAUGCUAUAAUUUCUUGUGCAAAGGAAGGGCGUGCUUUGAUCGUCGUGGAUAUUGAAUGAGUGCAAAUUCUCUUGCAAAAUUGUGAAAAACUGCAGAAUUAUAGGUUUAAAUAGGGCAAAAAAAGAACAAAUUCUGUCCGAGGUCUGUAUGAUAAAAGCAAGGGCCUCAUAGUACUGUUUACCUGAGACGUGAUGAGAAAAAGUAUGUUUAAAAGGCUGGUUUACACACCACCAGAUUCGUCGCCAAGAUUUACUAGUAAACUAAACUUGUCGAACACAAAAAAACCCGGCCUAUUUUUUAUUUUGGCCUCCCUUUUAGACAGAGGAAUGCAACGUGUAAAUUAGCUGCCACCAAGGACUAUCAUGGCGCGUGUGUUUCGUAAAAUUAUAUUUCGGGGUUGUCCAAUUAUCCAUAGUCUCUCAAACGGAGCAAUGUUGGAGAGAGUGGUGAAUGCCACAUUAUGAUGCAACAGCUAAUGCAAAUACAAUACACGAAUAGGUAGGUCUAUUUGUUUUCCAGCCCUAAUCUACUGUGAUCGAACAUGAUUGCUAUUUUUGGGUGUACAAGUAAGACUAUUUAAUAACUCGAUGUAAAAGCUGUUUCACUCUUGGACUGUCAAAUUAUUUUUCUCUAAAAUCACUUAGCCUUUGCCUCAAACGUCAAAUAAAUGUGCCCUGAUCUGUGGAUUACAAGUUUAUUGUUUGAUUUAAAUUAUGAAUUUAUUAACGGGAGCUUCGCUUUUAGCCCUGGCUAAAUCUAUAUAUUAUUGUGUAUCACGGUUAGGACGCAAUGUGAUAAAGAUAGCGCUUGAAUAAAAAUAAAAGUGAGUUAGCACAAGUUUAACAUCCACCAUCGAGGUUCUCGGUGAGGAAGUCGAACUCAUCAAAACCAGUGAAUCAUCUUACGCGAAAUUAAUUUUAAAUAGGAAUUUUUUUUUUGUUUUUUUUGUCAUCAUUGUUCUUAUUAUUAUAAUUACUCUGCUACGCGCGCUACCGUGAACACCAGACCAAACUUUUGACAUUUUUUUGACAUAUUUUUGACAAGUUGGGAUGUCUGAUGUCUGGCAAGUGGCCAAUCACAGUGGAGAACAUCUUGUAACAAGGCGCCGCCGAACAACAACUUGAUCCUGGCGCUACGAAAGAGAGAGUUUUCAGUAAACAGCAUGGCGGCUUAUCAAGUGAAGGUAAAGUACGGCGAAGAAAGGUUUUGCACUUUCUUAAUCAAGGAUAUCACUUUCGCGAAGCUUAUGCAGGAGAUAAAACGCAACUGCUCGCCACUUGCGCGCACUUACCCGCUUCAAACAUUCGUGUACGUUAUCGCGACGAAGAAGGUAAUAUGAUCAAUUUAUGGGACGAUUCAAGUGGCUUUUCUUUUGGAGAAAUGCUGAGGAGUGCCAAAGAAGUAAAAGAACGGGAUUAUAAAAAAAUAUUUCUACAAGCAAGCGAAAUAGAUUCACCGCUACCCCGUAAAAUGAGACGAACCGACCUGGGAAUGCCGAUUUCGGAAGCUGACAAAGAGCCGCUGCCACCGAAGCAUUUGUCUUUCACAACAGACGCCGCGCGUCCCGCAGCAACAACAGGCAACUGCGCUGAAAAAAGUCCUUUGGACUUCCAGCGACAGGAAAUUGAAGAAAAUGUGGAGAUUUUGAAAGUACAAGUUGCUAGCGCCAAAGACGAAUUGGAGAAAUUGAACUGUGAAUCCAGGCACUUUCAGUCUCUAAGUGAAAUUCAAGGCCGGCUGUGUAACAACUGUCAUUGCUGUAGGCAUACAAAAGUGAAGUGUUCAAAAGCUCCUUGCACGGACAUAAACGCAUGUAAAAUAAAGGAAAAGCACCCCGAGCACAAAGCUAAAAUUAGCCAGCUUCAGCGGGAGAUAAGAUCUCUUGAAAACAAGGCCCAAGAAGAGGAAGCCCACCUCAAAGGUUUUACAGCUGCACGUGAACGCGCAAAAUCUUCGUUUUUCUGCGUAAUGAGACCUAGAUUGAAAAAGCAAAACCAAGUUAAAUACUCAAACAGAAGUCGGUUGGACAGAGAUCUUAUAAUUUUACAAAGAGCGAUAAAAAAGGUUCCCGAUUGGUCCGAAGGUGAAGAUUGGAGACUUCCGCUGAUUAUAGAACAGUACGAGAACUCGAAUGUAAACAUUUAUUUGAACGAAUGAACUACUAUUCCAAGCAUUCUAUGACAUUUUUCAUUUUUUGUGUUGCGUUUUUCAUAUUCCCUUUUCAUUUUUUUAAAAGUAACUCGUGUAGGAUGCAAACAAAAAGAAGUGUAAACUUAUUUGAAUGAAGCAUGUUGUACGUUUAUUAGCUUCGUCUGAGAUUUUUAAUCAUAUCAAUUUGUUGGUUAGAAGGUUAGAAGACGUUUUAUUAUUCUCGGUCUCAUUUAGCGUUGAGACUGUAAGAGUCAUUUGUUCCGUUUCAGAUGUUUCUUUCACUAAGAAAUUAGUGGCGAUUAGUUUGAGUUAUGUACUAUCUGCCCUGCUUCAGCGGUCUGUUCAACAAUGCCAACAUUCAACAGUGUUCAACAAAUAACGAAUUGAUUUCGCUGAAAAUAUGUAAGUUGUGUUCAAAGGCAUUACGUACGUUUUUUAACUUCAGUUUUCUGGACGUUAUAAUUACCAACUCCUAACUUAAAAAUAUCCACAGUGCUUGAAAUACGCAUAAGAGUUAUCCGCGGUGAUGUUGAGGAUCGCCUGUGCUAUUGCGAUUUUUGUUUCAUUGACAGCUAGCAUGUUGUGGCGACGUAAAAAAGCUUUUAUCGCAUUAAAGCAAUAUUCGCAAGUAUUAAAAUGCGGUGAGUAAGGUGGCUGAAAUAAUAGUCUUACACCGCAAUCCGCUAACAUGGCCCUGAGCACUGGUUCAACACGAUGGCCGUGGUGAAAGCCACAAUUAUCCAUGAUCACGCAAUCUCCGCGCUCAAGCACUGCACUUCCAUCAGCUCGCUGCUCUUGAAGAACUUCGUCAAAGAAAUUAAGCAUUUCUAACAAAUUAGACGGGCCUUCCAGUAUAUUAUAAAAGUCCACGCCGCAAAAUGAGUGCAACGAGACGGACCAGUGUUUGAAAAUGAGGGGUUCGAUUUAUAGUAAAAUUUGCAUUAGACGCGUAACGCUGUAUUUCAAAAGCAGGCUCUCCGAGUGGAGCACUCCCAUAUUUUCUGUUUCCUGUAGUUUUGAUUACACUGGAUUCAUCAAAGAAGUGCAGGGUCGUUGGGUUGAUGUCAGCUAUUUCGGUGAGAAAAUCAUCAAUUGCCGCUGUUGUCUCAGGGGUUGUGGAUUCAAGUGGAAUGGCAGUAAUUUUCUUUCUUGUCAUCACAAGAUCUUUGCGGAUGACUUUAUUGAUCUGUGAUACGCUAGGUAAAUUAGCGGGAUGGAAAACACCAUCCAAUAAAAGUCUCUGUUGUAUUUCGCUCGAUUAAAUGCUUGGUUUUCUUACUUUCUGUACUUCUAUAUAUUCUAAGGCUGCUUCAUCAAUUUUUGGCCUAGGAUAGUCAACUCUUGCGGCUCUAAGGGAUGUAUUUUGUUCAUUGUAUCGAUCUAUCACUUUCUGCACAAAGCCAGGACUCGAACGAACUUCCCGUGCGAUUUGGCGGUGACCGAAUCCAUCACUGGAUAAAGGUCCAAUACUCGUUCCCUUUGCAUCUCAGAAAGAGGUCUGCCAUUAUCAAAACAUCCACCGUACCUAUUAAAUCUCAGUUGAACAGUAGCUGGCGUAAAAUAGUAAACAUAUCUUUUGUUAGGAGACACUGGCCGUAAUGGUUUCAUCUAUUUAUAGCAAAGGCAAAAAAACGGUGCAAUCUCUACUUACAAACAUUUGUAAACCGAGCGUGUAGCAUUGUAGAAAUUUCAAGAGCCUUCCUUGAUUAGUGUUAUAGUAAUUACAAAGCUUAUAUUAUUCCACAAAAGGUGAACUAAAGGAAAAACGACAGAGUAAGUCAAUUGCUGGUUCACCGCCUAACUUUCCCGCCAAUAUAUCGCCGGUCAUCAAACUUGUCAAAAAUAUGUCAAAAAAAUGUCAAAAGUUUUGUCUGGUGUUCACGGUAGCGCGCGUAGCACAAUAAGAAUGCAAGACUUUCGCGCCAAAAUUCAAGUAAAAAUAAUAAUAAUAAUAAUUACCAUUAUUAUUAUUAUUACUAUUAAUUUUCUAAAUCGUUUGUCAUUUAAUGAACAUAUUGAGAAAGUAUGUAAAAAGUUGGCCUCUUGAAUCGCAAUACUGCGUAAGAUUCGACCCUGUCUACCUCUUAAACAGCGACUUCAGUUUUAUAAUAGCAUUAUUCGCCCUGUUAUGUCUUACGCUAACGUUGUUUGGGCAAAUUGCGAUAAAGAGUCGGUUUAUAGGGUCUUAAGAUUGCAAAAACGUGCGGCACGCGUUAUUUCUUAUGCCGAUCGCAUGACACCAUCAGUUGCUUUGUUUAACAAGCUAGGUUGGAUUCCGUUUUAUGAGCAACACAAGAUAGAUAAAUGCAUAAUAAUGUAUAAGCGAAUUAAUGGGUAUUUGCCGAAUUAUCUAAAUGAACACUUAAUUUUGAAUACUAAGCGGCACUCCCGCAACACUAGAUAUUCAAGCAUUAAUGCUGUUUGUCCUAAAUAUAGAAGAGAAACAGAGGGAGGACGCUCUUUCGCUGUUUCGGCAACAAGACUGUGGAAUAGUACACCAAUUGAAAUUAGGAAACUAGAUUCUGUAGCAUGUUUUAAAAAGAACAUGUUUGCCAAGAUUUUUAAGGAACAACAAUGUUUGCAUCAUUUUAUCAUUUAAUAAUUUUUUUUUUAAAUAUAAAAAUCGAAUCUUGUUUUAUUUUAAAUGUUUAUAUAUUGUAGCUUACAAUAUUUAUUAGAUUGUAAAUAGUUGUGUAUUUUAUGAGAGCCACAAGUUUAUUAGCCUUUGGCUAUUAGGUGCUACCCUCUUUAAAUAAAGGCUCUACUUACUUACUUACUUACUAUCAUAACAGCGGCCAUAUUGGUGUGCCAAAACAACAAGACGGCGGCCAUGUUGAUUCCCCCCCCAAAAAAAAAAAAAAAAAAUGGUUUAUCCUCCUUACUUAUUUUAACAUAAACCUUCUCUAGCUUUAACCUUUCCAUACUUUACAUCUUUCAGCUAAUGCUCAUUCGACGCCCACUGCAGAUGGUUCAACGUUACAACCAAGUACUAACACA